AGAUGCUGUCACUGGAACGAUACGGAUUGCCUUGAACACGAUCGAGGACUCAAAUACGAUCAGAAGCUCCUGAGAUCUGUCCAGAAUGCCAGCCACAUGGCCCCAACUUGCUCUGAUCGAUGCAGCAGCAUUCGGUUAUUAUUGGAUAGUCAGAUUCCUUCUCUGGACUGGAGUAGACGUGAAUUGCAAAGAUGAUCAAGAGAACAUGUUAACUCCAAUCAUCAUCGCCUCGAUUAAUGAACACCAAGAGGUGGUGGAUCUGUUGAUUAAAGCGGGGGCGAAUAUAGAACAAGUCAACGAUCAGGGAAGAACUCCGUUAGGGUGUGUUUCGAUAGAAGGACACCAAGAGGUGGUGAAUCUGUUGAUUAAAGCGGGGGCGAAUAUAGAAUGUAAAGCCAAUAACGGGAAUACUCCAAUCAUCAGCGCCUCGAUUAAUGGACACCGAGAGGUGGUGGAUCUGUUGAUUAAAGCGGGGGCGAAUAUAGAAUGUAAAGACAAUGACGGGUAUACUCCAAUUAUCAUCGCCUCGAUUAAUGGACACCAAGAGGUGGUGGAUCUGUUGAUUAAAGCGGGGGCGAAUAUAGAACAAGUCAACGAUCAGGGAAGAACUCCGUUAGGGUGUGUUUCGAUAGAAGGACACCAAGAGGUGGUGAAUCUGUUGAUUAAAGCGGGGGCGAAUAUAGAAUGUAAAGCCAAUAACGGGAAUACUCCAAUCAUCAGCGCCUCGAUUAAAGGACACCAAGAGGUGGUGGAUCUGUUGAUUAAAGCGGGGGCGAAUAUAGAAUGUAAAGCCAAUAACGGGAAUACUCCAAUCAUCAGCGCCUCGAUUAAAGGACACCGAGAGGUGGUGGAUCUGUUGACGGGGGCGAAUAUAGAAUGUAAAGACAAUGACGGGGAUACUCCAAUUAUCAUCGCCUCGAUUGAAGGACACCAAGAGGUGGUGGAUCUGUUGAUUAAAGCGGGGGCGAAUAUAGAACAAGUCAACGAUCAGGGAAGAACUCCGUUAGGGUGUGUUUCGAUAGAAGGACACCAAGAGGUGGUGAAUCUGUUGAUUAAAGCGGGGGCGAAUAUAGAAUCGGGGGCGAAUAUAGAAUGUAAAGACAAUGACGGGUAUACUCCAAUUAUCAUCGCCUCGAUUAAUGGACACCAAGAGGUGGUGGAUCUGUUGAUUAAAGCGGGGGCGAAUAUAGAACAAGUCAACGAUCAGGGAAGAACUCCGUUAGGGUGUGUUUCGAUAGAAGGACAGCAAGAGGUGGUGGAUCUGUUGAUUAAAGCGGGGGCGAAUAUAGAAUCGGGGGCGAAUAUAGAAUGUAAAGACAAUGACGGGGAUACUCCAAUUAUCAUCGCCUCGAUUGAAGGACACCAAGAGGUGGUGGAUCUGUUGAUUAAAGCGGGGGCGAAUAUAGAAUGUAAAGCCAAUAACGGGAACACUCCAAUCAUCUUCGCCUCGAAUAAUGGACACCAAGAGGAAUGUAAAGACAAUAUCGGGAAUACUCCAAUUAUCAUCGCCUCGAUUAAAGGACACCAAGAGGUAGUGGAUCUGUUGAUUAAAGCGGGGGCGAAUAUAGAACAAGUCAACGAUCAGGGAAGAACUCCGUUAGGGUGUGUUUCGAUAGAAGGACACCGAGAGGUGGUGGAUCUGUUGAUUAAAGCGGGGGCGAAUAUAGAAAGUAAAAACAAUAACGGAAAUACUCCAAUCAUCAGCGCCUCGUAUAAAGGACACCAAGAGGUGGUGGAUCUGUUGAUUAAAGCGGGGGCGAAUAUAGAAUCGGGGGCGAAUAUAGAAUGUAAAGACAAUAGCGGGAAUACUCCAAUCAUCAUCGCCUCGAUUGAAGGACACCUAGAGGUGGUGGAUCUGUUGAUUAAAGCGGGGGCGAAUAUAGAAUGUAAAGACAAUAACGGGUAUACUCCAAUCAUCAUCGCCUCGAUUAAAGGACAACAAGAGGUGGUGGAUCUGUUGAUUAAAGCGGGGGCGAAUAUAGAAUGUAAAGACAAUAGCGGGAAUACUCCAAUCAUCAUCGCCUCGACUAAUGGACAUCAAGAGGUGGUGAAUCUGUUGAUUAAAGCGGGGGCGAAUAUAGAAUGUAAAGACAAUAACGGGUAUACUCCAAUCAUCAUCGCCUCGAUUAAAGGACAACAAGAGGUGGUAGAUCUGUUGAUUAAAGCGGGGGCGAAUAUAGAAUCGGGGGCGAAUAUAGAAUGUAAAGACAAUGACGGGAAUACUCCAAUCAUCUUCGCCUCGAUUGAAGGACACCAAGAGGUGGUGAAUCUGUUGAUUAAAGCGGGGGCGAAUAUAGAACAAGUCAACGAUCAGGGAAGAACUCCGUUAGGGUGUGUUUCGAUAGAAGGACACCAAGAGGUGGUGGAUCUGUUGAUUAAAGCGGGGGCGAAUAUAGAAUCGGGGGCGAAUAUAGAAUGUAAAGACAAUAUCGGGAAUACUCCAAUUAUCAUCGCCUCGACUGAAGGACAUAAGGAUGUGGUGGAUCUUUUAAUUAAAGGGGGUGCUAUCAUUGAACACAGUAACCAUCAAAACGACACUGCAAUAGUUUGCGCAGCUAAAUCGAGUAAUGUUGAAAUUGUAGACCUUUUGUUGGAAAAAGGUGCUUGUUCCAAAAGUGCUAGUUAUGGAUCGAUAUUAAAUAUCGGUGCGACAUUUGGAAGACGACGGAUCGUUGAAUAUCUUCUGAGACGCGAGAUGUCCUCAGAAAGCCGUGACUCGAAAGGAAAUACCCCAUUGCAAAAUGCAAUCGUAAACGGUCAUCUCUCAGUGGUCCAACUCCUAAUAAAUAGUGGAGCAAAUACAUCCAUAUUGAACUUUACUUCAGAGAAUAUUAUGUAUUCUGCUGCUUCGUGUGGCCAUGCCGAUAUCGUGAAAUACUUGGGAAGCAGAGAUACACGGAAGUUAUUGGAUUUGCACAAUGCCAGUGGGUGGUCUCCUAUUGCCAAGGCAGUUUCAGGUGGUCAUUUUCGGACAGUUAGACAACUUCAUCAGCUUGGAGCUGACAUCAACUGCAGUGUAGAUGGAAAAGGACUACUUCAACUAGCAGCUGAGUCCGGUUGCCUAGAUAUCUAUCAAUAUCUCAUCAUCGCUGGGCUUGACUGCAAACGACCCAACAUCCAUGGGCUGAGGGCUUACGAAUGCUUCCCCUUUCAAUCAAAAGUUGAUUAUCAAGCAUGCAAUCGAUUAGGACAUUCCUCCGAACAAGGUCUCUCUUACGUCAUGUCGGGAUUAAAUGGCCAGGAUGCUACACUCCAGUAUAAACACAAACUAUCAGAACUAUCAGGUAUACCGGGACUAGGCAGAGUGAAUAUUAUCGAGGGUGGUGUUUCAGAAACUGUCAUGAAGUUUGUAAAAGAGGAGGAGGUUGUUAAGGGUUUAGAGUUAUGCGGAAGUUCGGCUGAGGGCACGAAGGUUCAGCUGCCUGACGAAAUGGAUUUCCUUAGAUUACCAUUUUCCGAUCAUCUCUCUCGAAACGAAGUGGUUGACACCUUACAUGGGUAUAAGUAUAUACAAGCUAGAAACUUUAAGAACAGGUUUUUAUCAAGUAAAGCAAUCCAUGAGAUUGUAAGCGAAAGCGUAGAAUCCAGAGCAAAAGCCAAAGAGUCUAAAAAAAGAGGAGAAAUCCUUUCGCAGGCAGUUGCUGGAGGAGGCGGUGCCAGUGUUCCUGUGACUAUCAGAUGGCCCGAUAAUAAACCUUCAAAACGCAUUGUCUCAGAGCAUAUAAUAACAACCUUACCUGUAGAUGAUUGGCUCGAUGAUUGGCAAGAUGAUUGGUCCGAUGAUGCACUACAGAAAAAAGAAUCUGAAAGUGAGCUGAUGCUAGAAGAGGAUGGGCCAGUGUUCCUGUGA
Lineus longissimus is the source of this 3850-nucleotide messenger RNA. RefSeq names its product serine/threonine-protein phosphatase 6 regulatory ankyrin repeat subunit A-like. The record is from RefSeq and is a predicted model, not a curated record. The transcript has 11 exons. The coding region runs from base 86 to 3850 and encodes 1254 amino acids. NCBI's taxonomy places the organism in Eukaryota, Metazoa, Nemertea, Pilidiophora, Heteronemertea, Lineidae. Gene Ontology annotation, molecular function: protein binding.